Canis lupus familiaris (dog) is the source of this 3532-nucleotide messenger RNA. It is a transcript of the gene FGF20, whose product is annotated as fibroblast growth factor 20. Bases 389 to 1024 code for a protein of 211 amino acids. The record is from RefSeq and is a predicted model, not a curated record. Gene Ontology annotation, biological process: positive regulation of protein phosphorylation; positive regulation of gene expression; regulation of cell migration. The transcript is spliced from 3 exons. Lineage: Eukaryota; Metazoa; Chordata; Mammalia; Carnivora; Canidae. Gene Ontology annotation, cellular component: cytoplasm. Gene Ontology annotation, molecular function: fibroblast growth factor receptor binding; growth factor activity.
GUGUAUGUACACAGGACUCUGAUCUGAUCAGUUUGCGGAGUUGGAGCCUCAGCCCCCAGCCCCAGCCCCAGCCCCAGCCCCAGCCCCAGCCCCAGCCGGGUAUUGGCAACGGCGGCGGCAGCGGCAGCGGCAGCGCAUAGAUGUUCCUGCAAAGCCAGCAGCCGGCUCCCACCUGCCCAAGGAGAGAAGAUCGCUCCAAGGGAGUGAAAACUCCCCUGCCAUCCCAGUGCAAAGUCCACUCAGCGACCUCACCGGACUAACCGGGUCUUUCUGCGCUUGUUUUUGCUAUAUAUAUCUUUUUUCUCCCUCCACUUCCCCAUCCCCGCUACACUUUUUUCCUGGGGUCUUUUGUGCUCCCGGAUCCUCCGCCUCUCCCUCGGGCCCCUCCAUGGCUCCCUUAGCCGAGGUCGGGGGCUUCCUCGGCGGCCUGGAGGGCUUGGGCCAGCAGGUGGGCUCGCACUUCCUGCUGCCUCCUGCCGGGGAGCGGCCGCCGCUGCUGGGCGAGCGCCGGGGCGCGGGGGAGCGGGGCGCCCGCGGCGGGCCCGGGGCUGCGGAGCUGGCGCACCUGCACGGCAUCCUGCGCCGCCGGCAGCUCUACUGCCGCACGGGCUUCCACCUGCAGAUCCUGCCCGACGGCAGCGUGCAGGGCACCCGGCAGGACCACAGCCUCUUCGGUAUCCUGGAAUUCAUCAGUGUGGCAGUGGGACUGGUCAGUAUUAGAGGUGUGGACAGUGGUCUUUACCUUGGAAUGAAUGACAAAGGAGAACUCUAUGGCUCAGAGAAAUUGACUUCUGAAUGCAUCUUCAGGGAGCAAUUUGAAGAGAACUGGUAUAAUACAUAUUCAUCCAACAUAUAUAAACACGGAGACACUGGCCGUAGGUAUUUUGUGGCUCUUAACAAAGAUGGAACUCCAAGAGAUGGUGCCAGGUCUAAAAGACAUCAGAAAUUUACACAUUUCCUGCCUAGACCAGUGGAUCCAGAGAGAGUUCCUGAAUUGUACAAGGAUAUACUUAUGUACAGUUGAAGCAUGAUAGUGUCUUCACUGAACAGCCAAAAUAUGACCAUUCUUUCUUGUCAGAGUUCACAUCAUAGAAUAAUAACCCAGGCUCAGAAUGUUAUGGGGUUUUCUCCUGGGAGACUGAAUUUGGAAAGAAUACUGAGAACAAACAAAAAAAAACUUAUUUUGACUUGAAGUAGACCAAGACCUCUCUUUAUAAGUGGAUUAAGUUCCCUUAGGUACACUGGCUCAGUACUUACUGGUAGCUGAAAAUCUAUUGAACUGUGGAUAAUGGGAACCCCACCUGGUUUGCUGCUGGUACCUCACCUUUCUGGAUUAUGUUUACUUUAAAAGUUAUGGUAAAAAUAGAAACUUCAUGUUGAAGAACUAAAUUGACACAGUCGGCCAAGAUUAUUGCUAUAUAAAUUCUGAGGACCUUGCAGGGUUUUGCAGGUUAUGGAGUUAUAUGUGAAAAACCUGGAUGAAAUGUGGACUUUGGAACAUGCCUCUACCAAGAUGGAACAUUUUUUUAAAAGGAUGGACCUAUUUAUACAUUUUCAAUUUGCAAAUAUUUAUUAUAUAUAUUUAUUUAUUAAAGAGUUUAUUUUUUACUGGUAUAUGAAGAUAAUACAAAGAAAAAAAACAACAAAAAUUCUUUUAUUGUGCCAUUACUUUGUUGUGAUGUCCUGAGCUGUAGAGAAGACAUCACUUUUGCAACAUAGUAAACGUAGAAUAAAUCUUGAAUUUCUUUUAAAAAAUAUAGCAUAGAUUAUAUAUAUUUUUUGCAGUCAAUUGCCUUCUAAGUGUAAUAUUGGUUCCUUUGGCUUAGAAAAAUGCUUUAUCAAACUGUAUUGAAUUCAACACACAUUCAAAAGGGAAUUAAACAUUUUUAUUUUGUGUUUUGGUUUCAUUCCUUUUUAGGUGAAAGUUGUUCUACUUAUAUAUUUUUAAAUGACAAAAUUGAGAAUAUUUUGAUAUUUAGAGAACUUCUAAUGUUGAAAAUUAUGAAAUAGUAUAGGCAAUUUAUGCUCACUUAUUUUCUUAUUCAGUGUGGCAAAGUCCAAUUCCCUCUCCCCCAGUAUGAUCAUGGAAAGAAUUAGUUUGUGUGGCACCGGCAUUAAUACUGGUUUCUGAGUCUGGUACCUUUUUCAUUAUAUCUCCUGUUUAGUCAUUUAUUCAGAGAAUAGUCAUUAAAGCCUACUACACAGAAGAAAUAUUAGGCACUAAGGAAGAUGGUGGUCAAGACAGAAGUGAACCCUUCAUGGAACUUAAUGUGUAGUAGGAGAAACAAAUGGGAAACAAGUAAGCUAACAAAUAAAUACCAUAAUUGUACAUUGUGAUGUGCUCUUUGGGGGAAAUAAGGCUCUGUCUGACACAGAAAAGAAAGAACACAUUUAGGUAGGAUGAGUCAGAGAGGGCUUCUCUAAGGAGCUGACACUUGUUGGCCGUGAAAAAUAAGAAGGAGCUGGCCAGAUUAAGAGGAGGCUAAGAUCCUGGUAGGAAGAGGAAACAAGGAGCCCAAAGUCCCGAUGGGGGUGAGAAAGAGCUUUGUGGCUGGAGUUUAGUGAGCAACUGGGACAGGGGCACAAAUAAGUUUAGAAAGCUUUGCACAGACACCUGGGUGGUUCAAUCGUUAAGUGUCUGCCUUCAGCUCAGGUCAUGAUCCCAAGGCCCUGGGAUGGAGCCCCACAUCAGGGUCCCUGCUCUGCUGGGAGCCUGCCUCUCUCUCUCUCUCUCUCAAAUAAAUAAAAUCUUAAAAAGAAAAAGAAAGCUUUGCACAUACAACUCUGGUGGGUUCUUAAAGGUCUUUCUUAAGGUUUGGUUUUCUUCUUCCCAAUAGUUGUCAAUGUCACGACCCCCUAGAUGAAGAAUUGAAACUUAGGAUGUGCUAAUGAUAAUGGUAGCAGCCCCUGCCAGCAAUCCCCAACCUGCAAGGCUUGGGAAAACACAGAUUGCUGGGUCCCAGCCCCAGAGUGUCUGAUGUGCAGAUUUGGGGUAGGGUCUGAAAGUUUGAAUUUUUAACAGAUUUGGUCUGGAGAUUAUACUUUGAGAGCCACUAGUCUAGAGCAAUGCUUCUCAAACUUUAAUGUACAUACCGUAUCACCUAGGGAGCUUGUUAAAGGAUGGGUUUGUUAGAUUAUAGGUCUGGGGUGGGGGUGGGUCUGAGAUUUUGCAUUUCUAACAUUGUCCCAGGUGAUGCUUGAUGCUGCUAGACCACAGAUUGUACUUUGAAGGGCAAGACCUACUAAUGCUUUAAUGCUGUUUGGAGUUAUACAUGUUCAUUACUAAAUUUCAUCUAGCAUGACUUUAAAUGAAUAGAAAUGUGUGGGGUGAGGAUAGGGUAUUCAAAAUACAACUUUAAUAAAGCUACAUGGAAAUGUGUGUGUGCAGUGGGGGGGAGAGUUGUGUGUGUACUUGAUGGUGUACUUGAUUGUGAGAGACAGAGAUAGGGAAAUGUUUGGCUCAAAACCUCUUGGUUUUAUAAAUGUAAAAAUAAAAAAUGUUUUUGUGGUAAUACUUUAAUAAUGUUCGAAA